UCGACGAAUGUGCUUCCACUCCGUGUAUGGCUAAUGAAGAUUGUAUUGAUGCAGUGAACAUGUAUACUUGUACGUGCUCUGCUGGUUAUGCUGGGACUCCGUGUGCAGAUAUCGACGAAUGUGCUUCCACUCCGUGUAUGGCUAAUGAAGAUUGUAUUGAUGCAGUGAACAUGUAUACUUGUGCGUGCUCUGCUGGUUAUGCUGGGACUCCGUGUGCAGUUGAUUGUUCUGUUACCAACACAUGUAUGAACGGAGGUACCUGUCAUGCCACUGGCGAUGCAUGUAUAUGUGAUGCGGGAUAUACUGGAGAUUUGUGUGGUACAGGGCCUCUUCAAGGAUUGUCAGACAACGAAACUUGUUUUCGAGAUUUUUACUUCUUCUAA
This is a messenger RNA of Strongylocentrotus purpuratus (purple sea urchin), 383 nucleotides long. Its product is annotated as fibropellin-3-like. Gene Ontology annotation, cellular component: plasma membrane; protein-containing complex. Lineage: Eukaryota; Metazoa; Echinodermata; Echinoidea; Camarodonta; Strongylocentrotidae. The record is from RefSeq and is a predicted model, not a curated record. The transcript has 4 exons. Gene Ontology annotation, molecular function: calcium ion binding. Bases 27 to 383 code for a protein of 118 amino acids. Gene Ontology annotation, biological process: establishment or maintenance of epithelial cell apical/basal polarity; heterophilic cell-cell adhesion.